This is a messenger RNA of Guillardia theta CCMP2712, 12760 nucleotides long. RefSeq lists its product as hypothetical. The coding region runs from base 1 to 12732 and encodes 4243 amino acids. The transcript has 12 exons. Lineage: Eukaryota; Cryptophyceae; Pyrenomonadales; Geminigeraceae. The record is from RefSeq and is a predicted model, not a curated record. Gene Ontology annotation, molecular function: ATP hydrolysis activity; dynein light intermediate chain binding; minus-end-directed microtubule motor activity. Gene Ontology annotation, biological process: microtubule-based movement. Gene Ontology annotation, cellular component: dynein complex.
AUGCACUUUGGCUCCUCUUCAUCAUCCUCCUUCCUUGAUGACCCGACUACGACUGCACUGCUGGCGUCGCUACGAAACGACGAGAUCGUGUUGGCGAACUCAGUGACAGAGAGAGCCGAUGAAGGAAGCAUCUUGUUCCACAAGACUGGAUCUUCUGCCAUCACCAUGGACAACUUCCAGACAAGCGUUUCGAUGUCAUCCUUCGCUCGCUCCCCCUUGCAUUCCCUCUACGAUUCAUUGCACAACAUCUACAAGCCGCUCAUGUUGCGACAAACAGAGAAGCUUGACGACAAGACCAUGGACCUGCUGCAGAACUUGGAAGCAGCUCUGGAGUUCAUGGUGAAAGGCCAUCGAGCAUUUAGCAGCAACCUGGAGGAUUGUGUGGGGAUCCUUUCUUUGGAGGAUGAGGUCAACUUCUGGCACGAACAGAGCAUGAGAGACCCUUCUGCGUAUGGUGACUUACACGGGCAAAUGAGAGAUCUCAACUCGAUAUUUGAGAAUGUGAACGAUGAAACCUUCGAGUCCAUCGAAUCCGAAAUCAUGGAGAAUGUAAAAGAUGCUGUCGACAACAUCUGGAAAGAGAAGAUUCCGGAGAGGAGGAUGAGGCACUUGUUUGGUUUGGUGGGGGACAAGCUCAUGCACCUGAUACGCAAGAAGGUCGACUCGUCUGAUAUCUGGAACAUUCCAUUCCAACAAGCAGAAUCACACUUGAAUGCUGCGAACAGCGCUUGUAAGCGAUGGCUGGCCGUCACCAAGGAGAUGACUGGGGUGAUGUGGGUCAUGAAAGGGCAGCAGCCGCUCUGGCAAGACAAGGCCUACGUUGACGAGAGGUUCUUGGCGAUCAGCAUGAGACUGGAGAAGAUCUUGGAGCUUCGCACCUCACACGAGGCUCUCAGGACCCUCUUGAGUGAGGACGAGCAGCGAGGCUUGAAACUUGACAACUCUCUGAAGAAGUUGGCUGACGUUCAUCCCCUCAGUGUCAGCUCGUACUCGACUGCAGCCUGGACUGCUGCUGUGUCUGAGUAUUCUGCGAUCAUCGAGCCAGCAAGCUUGAAGGUGUCAGAGAAACUAAGGGACAUGAUAGCUUCUAAGAUCAUCCCGAACUUGAAAGAAGCCGUGGAGGAACUGAAAGACGUUCGCAAGAAAAAGACGAGCUCAUCGAGCGCUCUUGCGAAACCUUACCAAGUUCUCAAAGAAUUCGACAAGUACAAGGAUCUGAUACGCAAGCCAGCGCUGUUGGCGAGUUCCAAGGCUGAGAGGAGACGACUGUUCGAGUACGUGAAACAAUACUUGUUGAACCUCAGGGAGUACGCAAUGCAACAGACAGACGAUUCUGAUGCAAAGUUGUAUGAGCUGACAAAGAGCAAAAAUUGCAGCACAACUGUGAACAACGUGGUGUUGUACUCGCAGUUGAUCCACAAGGUGCAGAUGAUCAAGGGUCUGGCCACCCCGAUUUUUGUCGACAUUUCGGAGGAGACAGAGAGGGAGGAACAUCUGGACUUUGUCUGUGAUAACAUCUUCAGAGAGCUUGAGGAGAAGAAGAUGAAUGAGUUCACAACAUGGAGGGACGACAUGAAGGCAGCCCUGAGAGACUCUGAGCAAGAGGUGGCGAUCGACAUGAAGGGGAAGCUGAUGUCGUUUGACAAGGCAGAUGGAAGGCUGAGGGUCCAUUACAGUGAGAAGCUUGUCGAACUCAUCCGAGAGGCAAGGCAGCUGUGUGCCAUCGGGCAUCCGAUACCGAAGGAGAUCGAUGAGGAAGUUGAGAAGGCACAGAAAAUCUACAACAACGCAACCAUCCUCAAGCAGGUUGCUGCCUUCUACAACACUCUGGAGAGCCACAUCAUCAAGAGCCAGAAGCCGAUGUUGAUCAACGAGGCAGUCGACUUUGAGAGAGUGGUUAAGGGCGACGGAAGGUCCAUCACAUGGGGAGACACCAACAUGCUCGCGCAGUACACCGAAGAGCUUCAGACCGCCAUGAGGCGGUUCACAAACAAGAACAGGAGGCUGCGGAAGGCUCACGAGCAGAUCGCUGAGAUCGUGGUGAAGCUGAUGGAGACAGACCUCGUGAGGCAGCGGGACAAGUGGAAGUACGGGCUGCAAGAGAUCAAGAAGAUAGUGCAGGAGGUGGCACAGGAGGGGUUUGACAACCUCAAGGCAUGGUACGUCCACUGGGACUACCAGCUCUACAAGGCGCUGGAGUUCCAGUACAAGGUCGGGCUCGAGAGCUGCCAUGAAACUCUCCCGCAGAUCGAAGUGACGUUGUACUUCAAAGACAAGAAGCUGACCUUCGACCCGCCGUUCGAAGACAUCAGGCAACGAUACUACAAGGACCUAAUGCGGUUCAUCAACAUCCCCCUCAAGUUCAAGGGGGUCGGGGAGACCGACAUCUUCAAGAAUAUCACCGAGUGCAACCCCAAGGGUCUUCAGGUUGUCUUCCAGCAAGCUGAGAAGUUGUUCAAGAAGCUGCUCGACGCUGUUGACAAGUACUCCAACUGGGUGGCUCUUGGCACGGUGGAUCUGGACGAGCUGGUCGAGGAGAAGGUGAAGGAGGUGGAAGACUGGGACUCCAACUUCCGGGUCCUCAAGACGAGGACGAGGGAUGCGGAGAAGCUUGAUGCAACGGUGAAGGUAGACUGCAUCACUGUAGACACGACCCCCCUCAAGCAAACGAUAGAGAAGCAGCUCAAGGACUUCAACGACGCGCUCGUCAGAAGUUUGAAGAAGUCGGCAGAGGCUGACAUGGAGCAGGUGCAUGAGUACACCAGGACCUCGCUAGAGGCGCUCGCCUCGAUGCCUCAGAGUGUAGACGAGAUCGCAGAGGCCACAGGGAAGUGGAAGGCGGUCAACGAAGGUUUCAGUGGGUUUUCUGAGAGGAAGCUGAAGAUGGAGGAGAAGAGCAGGUUGAUCAAGCUGCAGGGAGGAAGCUCGAUCGACUUCUCUGAGCUUCAUAGGGACUGGGACGAACUUGAGCUCAGGCUCAGUGCGCACGCCAAGAACGUGGAGGAGCAGAAGGAGAAGUUGCGGUCGCUGAUCGAGCAGCAGAUCAAGAGCUUCCGCGAGUCCAUCACCAAGUUCAGCGGGAGGUGGAGGGGGAUGAAGCCGCACGGGGACGAACUGAAGGACCGAGAGUCGGCAGAGAAGGCGAUAGAGAUAGUGAAGGACCUCGACACCGAGUACUCGUUGCUGGCAGAUACUGCUGUUAAGAUCAAGCAGGACUGCACUCAGUUCGAGAUGUCCGAGCCCUCCUUCCCCGAGCUGGAGGAGCUGCAGGAGGACGUCCAGCAGACCCUCUCCUCAUGGAGGCUCUACGAUGAGUACACUAAGGAGAUCGGAGACAUUGAGAAUGAGGCCUGGCUGGAGAUCAGAGAUCGUCUCUACGUGCUCGACGACUUCCUGGCCAAGUGGGCUGACAAGGUCAAGGGCAAGGACAUCGACCCGGUGGUUCGUUACCUGCUGUCGGAGAUCGAGAGGCUAAGGAAGAACGUCCCCUACCUCAAGUUCGUCAAGGGUGACGCGUUCACUCAAGAGCACUGGUUCUCUCUGUUCCGCCUCCUCGAGUUCCCCAAGGGGGUCGACCGGUCGAACCUCAAGCUCCGCUACUUCCUCGACUCGAGCGACCUUGUGGUGAGCAAGAUGAACGAGAUCAAGGACCUGCAGGCCCGGGCGACGGCGGAGCUGAGCAUACAGGAGGCGUUCGACGAGCUGCUGAAGUGGGGAGAGGAGACGGAGUUCACUUUGAUCGAGCACAAGGACUGCAGCGGGAGGACGAUCAACCUGAUCAAGGAAUGGAAGGAGGUACAGACACAGGUGGGAGAUCACCAGUCUGUCCUCCAGGCCAUGAAAGACUCCCCUUACUUCGGCAAGUUCGCCGUCCAGGCUGAGGACUGGGACAGAAAGCUGUCGACGUUGGGGAUAGGCCUGAGCGACCUCAACACCAUACAGAGGAAGUGGCUGUACCUCGAGCCCAUCUUUGGGCGAGGAGCGCUGCCUCAUGAGCAGCAGAGGUUCAAGAGGGUGGACGAGGACUACCGAGACAUCAUGGUGGACAUCGUGAGCAACCGGCGGGUGGUGUCGUUUGCCGAGAUCUCAGGGAUCCUGGAGAAGCUGCCGGGGAUGAUCAACCAGCUGGAGCGAUGCCAGAAGGCUCUGAGUGACUUCCUGGAGGAGAAACGCUCCAAGUUCCCUCGCUUCUACUUCAUCGGGGACGACGACCUGCUCGAGAUCCUCGGCCAGUCCAAGAACCCGACGGUCAUCCAGGCCCACCUCAAGAAACUCUUCCAGGCGAUCUUCGCCGUGGACUUCUCCGAGGACCAGAAGCACAUCGUCUCCUUCAGGAGCCUCGAGGGCGAGACCGUCGCUCUGCUGAACCCGAUCGAGAUCACCGACGUGGUGGAACAGUGGCUGUCUGACUUGUCGACCGACAUGGUCCUCACCCUCAGCUCCUCGCUCUCCGAAUGCAUGUCCACGAUCGACUUCGGCGUCUUCCCCUCCAUGAUCCUCUGCGCAGUUGAGCAGAUCUGUUUCUGUGCCGACGUGGAAGCUUCGUUCUCCAAGGGCGGGUUGCAUGGAAUAGAGAGUGCGCUUAGGGAGAAGUUAGCUCAGUACACAGGUUUUGCCGCGACCUCUGACCCUGUGGUCACCCUGAAGUUCAAGUCGACGAUCCUCGACCUGAUCCACGACCUCGACGUCCUCAGCCAGCUGAAGAAGGAAGGAGUGGUAUCUGCCGACUCCUGGCACUGGCAGAAGCAGCUUCGCUUCUAUCUCGAGGACAACAAGUGUGUGGUGCGCAUGUGCGACACUCAGAACUCCUACACCUACGAGUACCAGGGCAACGACCCGAAGCUCGUCCACACGCCCCUCACCGACAAGUGCUUCCUCACCCUCACUCAGGCCCUCCACCUCGGGUACGGCGGGAACCCCUAUGGGCCAGCAGGAACAGGCAAGACAGAGUCCGUGAAGGCGCUGGGGCAGGCGCUUGCGCGGCAGGUGCUGGUGUUCAACUGCGACGAGGGGAUAGACUUCAAGUCCAUGGGCAGGAUCUUCACAGGGCUCGUCAAGUGCGGCGCCUGGGGCUGCUUCGAUGAGUUCAACAGGCUCGAGCCCGAGGUUCUUUCAGCUGUCUCCCAGCAGAUCCAGACGAUCCAGGGCGCGCUGAAGGAGAAGCGACCGAAGCUCAACCUGCUUGGCACGGAGAUCGACGUGAACCCGGACUCUGGCAUCUUCGUCACCCUCAACCCAGCUGGGAAGGGAUACGGAGGCCGCUCGGAGCUCCCCGACAACCUGAAGCAGCUCUUCCGCUCUGUUGCCAUGUCGGCCCCCGACAACGCGCUCAUCGCCGAGGUCAUCCUGUACGCUGAGGGCUACCGUCACGCCAACGUCAUCGGGGCGAAGGUGGUGGAACUGUUCACCCUUUCCAGGCAGCUCCUCAGCCGCCAGCAGCACUACGACUGGGGGCUGCGAGCUCUCAAGACGAUCCUCCUCAUCAGCGGGAAGCUGUUUGCGCUGGAGAGGAGGACGAAGGAGAGUAUCAGUCAGAAGGAAGAGACGGAGCUGCUGAUCAAGGCGGUGAGGCUGAACACCCUCGCCAAGUUGACCUUCGAGGAUACCAAGAAGUUUGAGGACCUGAUCCUUGACAUCUUCCCCGGCAUCAUCGUCUCCGACGCUGUCUACAAGGACCUGGAGGAGGCGAUCGAGGCAAGUCUGGCGGAGAUGAAACUAGACCUCCUGCCGUCACAGAUGAAGAAGGUCGUUCAGCUCAACGAGAACCUCAGUCAGAGGAUGGGAUGCGUCAUCGUCGGGCCCAGCGGGAGCGGAAAGUCGACCCUCCUCCGCAUCCUCCGCUCGGCCCUGGCCAAGUUGAAGCAGGAGGUGGUGAUCCACACCAUGAACCCCAAGGCCAUGCCGAGGCAGCAGCUGCUGGGGCACAUGGACCUCGACACGCGCGAGUGGUUCGAUGGAGUCCUGACGGCGAGCGCGAGGCAGGUGGUGAAGGAGCCGCCGGAGGUCCGGAGCUGGAUCAUCUGUGAUGGCGACAUUGACCCCGAGUGGGUGGAGUCGCUCAACUCAGUGCUGGACGACAACAGGCUGCUGACGAUGCCGAGUGGGGAGAGGAUCCGGUUCGGGCCCAACGUCAACUUCAUUUUCGAGACCAACGACCUCCGCUUCGCCUCCCCAGCCACAGUCAGCAGGAUGGGGAUGAUUUUCCUCUCCGAGAAAGACAUGCAGAUCAGCUGCCUUGUCAAGGCCUGGGUAGACCGGCAGCCCGAGGCCUCGCGGCCCAACUUGACCGCCUGGCUCGAUCAGUCCUUCUACAAGGGACUUGACUGGGUCCUACUGCAGCCGCCCAGCAUGUUUGUUGUGCAGACAACCAAGGUGGGGAUAGCGCUGAAUGCUCUGUCGUCCUUGGUAGGAGUCGAGCUACGAGAGCAGUUCGCCUGCGCGCUGUCUCGCGGGCUCGGAAGCAUCUUGGUGACGAGCGCGCGGCAGAACCUGGCCAAGGAGAUCUUUGAGAGUCUGAAUGAGCGGCCGAUCAGCACGGACAGACCGCUGGACACUUACUUCGACCUGGAGGCGAAGAGCUACGCGGAGUAUGCCGCGAGGACGGACUCAGAGCUCUCAGCCAAGGAUCUGAUCAUGUCCUCUCCGACCGAACGGGAUCUGCCGGUUGUUCUCACCAAGGACCUUCUAAGGACGAGCGACGUUUUUGCUCCGUGGAUGCAGAAUUUCGAGCCUUUCCUGCUGGUGGGGCCGGAGGGCUGCGGGAAGAGCACCAUGCUUCGGGCUCACUUCCAGAAGUUCCGCAACGUUGAAGUUGCUGUCCUCAACUGCAAUGCACAGACGUCGGCGAUCCACGUGAUCCAGAAACUGCAGCACUCCUGCACCGUCAACACUUCGCAGUCAGGAAGGGUGUACCGCCCCAAGGCAGAGAGGCUGAUCCUCUACCUCAAGGAUAUCAACCUCCCCAAGCCUGACAAGUACGACACGAUCCAGCUGAUCUCCUUCCUCCAACAGAUCAUUCUCUACCAAGGGUUCUACGAUGGGCUAGAGUGGAUGGGGAUCGAAAGAGUCCAGCUGGUUUGCUCCAUGAACCCUUCAACUACCAUCGGACGGCACAACCUCACCACUCGCUUCACCGCCAUCCUGCGUGUCGCCGCCGUCUCGUACCCGGAGAACGACCAGCUGCAGCUGGUCUACUCGUCCUACCUCAGAGCCAUCUUCUCCUCUUACAUCCCCAAACAUCCCACGUGGUCGGACAAGAAGAGUGUGGAGAGGCUGGCCGGCACCCUGAUCCAGUUCUACGAGAGGCUCAAGACCACGUUUGUGGUGGACGAGCACAGGCACUAUCUCUUCACCCCUCGUGACGUCACUGCCCUCGUCAUCGGGCUGAUGAGGUACGAGAUCACAACGCACGAGGUGCUGGAUGUCCUUGCGUACGAGGCGCAGAGGAUCUUCAGGGACCGACUGGUAGGAGAGGAUGCGAUGAGAUCCUUCGACUCGUCUGUUCUGGGCGACAUCCUGAGGACGGAGUGGAACCACAAGGUCGACCUGAAGAACACGUUCUUCACCACCUGGCUGUACGCAGGCGAGAAGAACGAGAACUUCCAAAUGCUGGGAAGGAGCGGUGGCGAGGACCUGGAGGCAGUGAUCCAGCAGGGUAUCACUCUCUACGAGCGAGAAUUCAAGGAGCUCGACAUCGUCCUCUUCCCCGAGGUCGUGGAGCGCAUCGCUCGGCUGGACCGCAUCCUGUCCCAGCCUGGAGGCUCGGGCCUGCUCAUCGGCAGGCCCGGGGUGGGGCGACGCACUUGCCUCAGCAUCGCCUGCUACCUGCACAAGAUGGAGAUCUUCAUCCCCAAGAUAGGACGGGGCUACGACAUGAAGCAGUUUAUCAACGACCUCAAGGUCUGCGUGCAGGUCACGGGGGUGCAAGGGACCCCCUACGCGCUGUUCCUCGAGGACUACCAGCUGGUCGACAGCUCGCUCCUUCAGGUCAUCAACGGACUCCUCAGCUCCGGGGAGGUGCCGGGCAUGUUCACCUCGCAGGAGCUCGACGCCAUGACCGCGCCUCUGCAGGAGGAGUUUCGCAGCCAGGGAUACAAGUACAGGAACCUCUACUCCUUCUUCGUCAGCAGGGUGCAGAAGAACCUCCACAUUUUCCUUAGCCUCGACCCUCUGCACCCGGACUUCCUCCUCCGUUGCGAGAGCAACCCUGCCCUCUACACCCGCUGCACCAUCCUGUGGCUCGAGACUUGGUCCAAGCACGGGAUGAGCCGCGUCCCUAAGCAUUUCCUUCAGGAUACGUUGGAGCAGAUGGACAGCGCGGAUGCCAUGAUUGACAACAUGCAGUUCCUGCACUGGAGCGUGACCAGCCUGCCGGUGUGCCCGAGGGACUACGUGACGCUGCUGCACACCAUCAAGAAGCUCUACGAGGUGAAGCGAGGAGAGCUCGAGCGGCAGACCUCGUUCUUGAAGGGAGGGCUGAACAGGUUGGAGGAGACGUGGGAUGUUGUAGAGACGCUGUCGAAGAACGCGUCGGACCAGGAGCUGCAGAUCAAGGAGAAGGACGCGCAGGCGAAGCAGAAGAUGUCGGAGAUCAAGCUCAACAUGCAGGAGGCGACGCAGAAGCGGAGCGAGGCCGAGGAGCUGAGCCAGAAGCUCAAGGUGUCGGAGGCCGAGAUGCAGGAGAAGAGAGCCAAGGUCGAGUCCGAACUGGCCGAGUGCCAGCCCGUCCUGGAAGCAGCGAAGCUGGCAGUGGGAAACAUCAAGAAAGACAACUUGAAUGAGAUCCGAUCCUUCAAACUCCCGCCCGAGUCCAUCAGAGACGUGCUGGAGGGCGUGCUGAGGCUGAUGAACAACCAGGACACGUCGUGGGUUAGCAUCAAGAGGUUCAUCUCUCAACCGUCAGUCAUCCAAGAGAUCCUCAACUUUGACGCGCGGCAGAUCACCAGGGACGUGAGGGAGUCAGUCCUCGAGCUCCUCCACCAGAAGGCUGCCUCCUUCCGCUCUGAGAACAUCCAGCGCGUCAGUUUGGCUGCGGCUCCCCUCGCCUCCUGGGUGAAGGCGCAAGUGCAGUACUCCGCUGCUCUAGAGCAUGUCAAGCCGCUAGAGGAUCAGCUGCAGAAGCUGGACAAGUCGCUCGAGUCCUCCAGGCAGAGGAAGAACGAGUGCGACGUGGAGAUCAGAAAGGCCGACGAGACGGCGAGCAGGCUGAGCUCGGAGUACGAGACGCUGACGAAGGAGGCGGCGGAGUUGAGCGUUGAGUACAAGAAGGUGAAGGAGAGGCUGGACGCUGCUGAGAACCUGCUGGGGAAGCUCAAGGACGAGAACGACCGUUGGAAGCUGCAGAUGCAGGACCUCAACGACCAGAUGGGCCGGCUGCCGCUCAGCGUGCUGCUAGCCUCCGCCUUCAUCACCUACCUCGGGGGCAUGCCGGAGGACAUGCGGUCGCGCUACUUGCUCGAGUGGUGCCAGAGGAUGGAGCUGAGGGACUUUCGCUUCAUCGACAAGAUGAGCACGGAGACUGAGCGACUCAAGUGGAAGUCCCAGGGCCUCCCGGGCGACGACCUGUCGACAGAGAACGCCAUCGUCAUCCAGAACUGUCAGCUCUACCCCCUCAUCGUCGACCCCUCCACUCAGGCGGCAAAGUGGCUGAGGACGAUGCUGGAGACCUCCGGGCUUCCUCUGGAGACCACGACCCAGCAGGACCCAAAGUUCCUGCAGAAGCUCGAGCUGUCUGUCCGCUUCGGGAGGGUUUUUGUGAUGGAGGAGGUUGACAAGCUGGAGCCCUUCAUGUUCGCGCUGCUGAGGAAGGACCUGGUUCGGCAGGGCCCUCGUUGGAUGAUCCAGAUAGGAGAGAAGCUCAUCGACUUCAACGAGAACUUCAAGUUCUUCAUGAUCACCCGGAACCCCUCCAUCGAGGUCCCUCCUGACGGCAGGCCGCUUAUCACCGACGUCAACUUCAGCAUCACCAAGUCGGGGCUGGAAAGCCAGCUCCUGGCCCUCACCAUUCAGCACGAGAAGCCGAAGCUCGAGGUGGAGAAGAGCGAGCUGCUGCAGAAGGAGGAGGAGCUGAAGAUGUCUCUCUCCGAGCUCGAGAAGCAGCUCCUGCAGCAGCUGGCGGAGUCGCAGGGCAACGUGCUGGAGAACAAGGAGCUGAUCCAGAAGCUCACUGACAUCAAGAACUCCAGCAUUGAGAUCAAGGAUGCGUUGAGGAACUCAGCUGAACUCCAGCUGAAGCUCGACGACGAGCGCGAGGUCUACAGGCCCUUCGCAAGGACGGCGUCAGGGACCUUCUUCCUCAUUCAGGCACUCAAAAGCCUCAACUACAUGUACCAGUUCGACCUCCCUACCUACAUCUUCCAGUUCCAGAACACCCUGAAGAACAGCUCCUCAGCUAACGAGGUGGAGGACCGCCUCCGCAUCCUCGUCUCCACCCUCAAGCGCAACCUCUUCUACUUCGUCGGCCGCUCGCUCUUCAAGGACGACCGCCUCACGUUCGGCAUGCAUCUCGUCCAUGGCAUGAACCCCGAGAUGUUCGCCGACAUGGAGUGGGACUUCUUCGUCGGUCUGACCGUCUCUGACACCAGCUCCUCCGGCUUCAACCCCCCGGAAUGGCUACCUGCUGACCGCGCUCCCUCCCUCCUGCGCCUCGCCGCUACCCUGCCGUCCCUCGUGUCCAGCUUGAACCUUCAGGACAGCAAGUCCUGGCUCGACUGGUUCAACUCGGUGAAGCCGGAGGUGCCCAAGGAGUUCCCGAGCCAAGCGGCCGGUCUGCGCGCGUUCAAGAGGAUGCUCAUCCUCCAGGCCCUCCGGCCCGAUCGCCUCCAGAGCGCCAUGGAGUUGUUCGUGGGAGAAAAUCUGGGGGUGCAGAGCUCCAACAUUGGCUCGCUGGACCUCCGGCAGCUGUCGCAGGAGACGUCGGAGAGGACGCCGAUCAUGUUCAUCGUCACGCCGGGCUCGGACCCCUCGGCCAUCCUGGAGCAGGAGGCUGAUCAGAUCCUCGGGCCAGGGAACUACAGGCAGAUCGCCAUGGGGCAGGGGCAGGCGGAGAACGCGAUCAGGAUGCUGAACGAGGCCGCGAACGAGGGGACCUGGCUGUGCUUGCAGAACGUUCACCUGGUCGUCUCGUGGCUGCCGGUGGUCGAGAAAAUCCUCCAUUCCAUCCAACCCCAGAGCUCCUUCCGCCUCUGGAUGACAACAGAACCCCACCCAAGGUUCCCGCCGAUCCUCUUGCAGCAGUCGGUCAAGGUGACGUUCGAGGCUCCUCCUGGCCUCAAGCGCAACCUGCUCAACGCGUACUCGCUGUGGACUCCAGAGUUCGUGUCGAAGAUGAACCAGGGGAGGAGCCAGCUCCUCUUCGUCCUUGCCUGGUUCCAUGCCAUCGUGCAGGAGCGCAGGACGUACCUCCCUCAGGGCUGGACCAAGUUCCACGAGUUCAGCUACGCAGAUCUGAGGAGCACGGCUGAGAUCAUCUCGACCACCUUCACUUCGGGUCUGAGAAACGUCAGCUCCCUCGUCCCAUCUGACCGCUUCCUCCCCGCAGACAACCCGAAGUGGGAGACCCUCCAUGGUCUGCUGGACAACGCGAUCUACGGGGGGAGGAUUGACAACAUCUACGAUCAGCGCAUCCUCCGAGCUUGUCUCAAAAUGUACUUCCGCUCCGACAACAUUCACAUCGGAGGGUCGCAGGCAAGGCCUCUGCCCAACACCAAGGGCAUCCUAGUACCCAACAGCACGUCUCACUCUGACUUUCUCAGCGUCAUCAAGCAGCUGCCGGAAGUGGAUGCACCUUCGCUCCUGGGCCUGCCCCCCAACAUCGAGAGGGUGCUGCAGCAAACCAACAGCGCUAAGAUCGCCAACCAGCUCAAGACGAUGGAGACAGCAGACGUCAAGCUCGCUGGCUGGGAUCGCGAGCGGAUGUCGGCGCAGCUGAAGCCUGUCAUCAGCCUCUGGCAGAACCUUGUCAACAAUCCAAAGGUGCUCAAGGCGCCCAAGGGAAGCGAUGACGCGUCUCUUCCUGUCGACAGCUUCAUCGUCAUGGAGGCCCAGGACGCGCACAAGUUGGUCCGCCUGGUCCACGUCACGAUCGAGGCCGUCAGCCGAGUCCUCAAGGGCGUCGACCUCCUCACCACCUCCGUCCAGUCCGCGGCCACGUGCUUGGCGAGCGGGACAGUCUUGGACGAGUGGUCAGACCAGUGGGAGGGUCCAGAGACGCUAGCGCUGUGGCUGGAGGCGGUGGUGAAGAAGAAGUUGGCGAUAGACUCUUGGCUGGAACUCCAGAAGUCCGGCAACUCCCUCUCGGCCCCCAUCUCACCCUCGUGGCUCCUCAACCCUCAGAUCUUCCUCAACGCCCUCCGGCAGCAGACGGCAAGGAUGACGAAGGUGGCUGUUGACGAGCUCACCUUGGCGUGUGUCUGGGGGGAGGGCUCCAGGAGCCAGCUCGGUUCCGUGACGUGCGUCCUGCAAGGCCUCGUGCUGCAGGGCGCGCUCUUCUCCGGCGGGUACUUGGCAGAGGCGAAGUUCGACACUCCCUCCGUCGUCCCCCUCCCCUCCUGCACCAUCGCCUUCAUCCCCUCGCGGGAGGACGAUUCCUCGAGCACGUCCAUGGUUGAGCUGCCGGUGUACGAGCGAACGGAUCGAUCGAAGUUCCUGAUGCGACUGAGGAUGUCGUGCAAGGUGAAUGAGCAGGAUCGAUGGAUUCUGUGUGGAGCUGCAAUCUUCAUCUCUGCAGACUAGAGCUGUGAAGGCAGCGGGCUUGCUCGCA